This is a messenger RNA of Prorocentrum cordatum, 378 nucleotides long. Lineage: Eukaryota; Dinophyceae; Prorocentrales; Prorocentraceae. The record is from the annotation of a GenBank genome assembly.
AUGGGGGGCCGCCGCACGGCAGGAGAAGACCCGGAAGAAGACCCGGGAGGCCGAGCAGAAGACGCUGGAGAGCUCGUGGAGGCGCGGCGCCGCAACGCGGAGAAGCGGCAGGCGGACGAGGCCGAGAAGGCCCGGCGCCUGGCCGAGAGGCAGGACGCCGAGCUGCAGCACUUCAGGGAGCGGGCCAACAAGCAGAACGUGAUAGCGGAGAGGCAGCGGGGGGUCCAGCAGGAGAAGGCCGCGCUGUCGAACAUGGUGCGCCAGGAGCGGGAAGCGGGCGAGAGGCUCGCCCAGGAGCCCCGGCGACGACCCCGGCGACGACCGGCGACGACGACCCCGCGGCGCCCGCGCUCUUCCGCUCCCGCCCUCCCCCGAUAG